AUGAACAGCAAUGAGUUCGAUGCCAAAGCUGUGGAUGGGCUACGUGAGUUUGUGGGUGAUGUGCUGUACGCCAUACUUCGGUUGCCCGAGACAUGCAGCUUCCCGCGGGGAUUGCAAAUGUCUUGCGGUUCGGGAGAUUGGGACGAGCAACGGGAUUUCCUCACCUCGCACCAUCACUUGCAGUGCGUCUUGGGGCUGCAGAGACUGGCAGAAUCGGCGGAUUCGACGAAUUACGCGCUGGUCGUUGUGCAGAUCCACCUUCUUGUGCAGCAAGCGCGCUCUGCCCGCAUACACCGAAGGGCCCAAGGUCCAAUGAAGAUCAUCCACAUAGGUGACAGUGACAGCGAUGCGGAAAUGACCCAUACUGGCCACAAGGGAGGAGAGGGUAGCGAUUCGGGCACAGGUGGCACAGCUGGAAAGCGCAUAGAUGCCGCGUGCGGCGAUACAUUGAGCAUCUUGGAGGAUCGUCCACUUGGCAAGGCUCCCAGAGUUGCUCAUCAUCUUCUCUGGGGUGGUCUCCUUCUCCAUCCUCCGCUCUGCCGCCUGGCCGCUGGCAGUUGGCGCAGCUUCGGCGCGGCCUUUUGCUUCAUCAGACACGUCACCUUCGAGGUGGUGCAAGUGUUCGGGGCUGAGCGAAGCUGGGAGUGGCUGCAGCAGCACUCGGUAGAGGACCGCUCGGAGGGAGACCUGGGGGAAGGUGCUCGUUACUUCCUCACCACGACAAAGCUUGGGCCCGAGCUCUUUGGAAUACGUAUUGGAGAGCAGGGCGAGGCUGCCGUGUACUACCACCAUCGUGGGGCUUGGCACCCGUAUCGUUCCGGGCGCCUUUUGUAA
This is a messenger RNA of Effrenium voratum, 834 nucleotides long. NCBI's taxonomy places the organism in Eukaryota, Dinophyceae, Suessiales, Symbiodiniaceae. The record is from the annotation of a GenBank genome assembly.